AUGACUGAAGGCAAAUCAGAUAAUCAAGAUCAGUUAUUACAGGAUGCAUCAACGUUAUUAAUGUUUGCUAAUGUUGCUGCCAAGCAACAACAAGAGAAGAAAUCUCCUUCACCUGUAGGGGACAACAUAUCAUCACCUAAUUUUCAGCCUACUAACAAUAUAUCAUCUUCAACUAACUUAAAGUCGCCACCUUUGGUUAAUAGUGGCCCACCAUCUAUCCAUCAACAACAUGCGGUUCCUCCUAAUUUAUCGAAUCCAUCACAAUCACCAAAUCCAAUCAUGUUACAGCCACCAAGACCUCAAUUUCCCCUUACAAAUACAUAUCCCAGACCGAUAUUACCCACUACUGCUUUACCUCAAGGGGGGCAACAGUUUCAACAAGGUUUACAACCAGCACUACAACCUGGAGUUGUCGGUAUUGGUUAUCAAUACAUUCAACCUGAUAUGCAACAUAAUGUUCCUCAUAUGCAAAUUCAACCUGGGGUACAGCCAGUUCAAAAUUUAUAUUAUCCUCCGGUACAGUAUCCACGUUAUGGCCCUAAUGAACAUGAAUCAAGGUCUAAUCGAUCAUCAAUAUCUGAAACAUAUCCUAAACCAAACCUUACUCAUAGAAGAACAAGUUCAACAGGGACAGGAAUUUCACAAAGUCCUAAACAACCCAUGUCACCAGGAGCUUUUGAAAGAGGCAUAGAUAAUGAAACUGGCAGAAGAAAUGAUAACAAUGCCAAAUUUGCAGCUGCAGCUUUAGCCCAAGCUGCUGACAAUCCUUUACCUUUAUUGAAGAAAGAAGAAGCAACUAUCAUCAAAACCGAGGAUGACAAAAUUGAUAAAAAGGAUGAUAAAAAGGAUAAAAAGAAAAGAAAGAAAGAGCCUGUUGUAGAGAAAGAAAAAUCAGUCAAACGUCAAACUAUUGAUGUUUCUUUUAAAGCACCCAAUUUGGAUGAUUAUAAGGUUGAUCCUGACGCAGGGAUUAUAGGAUGUAUAUGUGGUAUUGAAGAUGAUGAUGGUUUGACUGUUCAAUGUGAUGUCUGCUUUAGGUGGCAACAUUGUAAAUGUAUGGGUUUUGAUACUGACGAUGAUGUUCCUGAAGAAUACAAAUGUUAUUUCUGUGAUAAAGAUAAGUGGGGGGUCUUCGAUGCAGAGAUUUGUAAGACGAAUACCCUUUUGAGAUUAGAGGUUGAAGAAGAGAAGGAGGAAAAGAAGAAACAACAAAAGAAAAGAAGAGUUGAUGAUAACCAACAAGAUAAAAAGCGUAAACAGUUGAUUGAUGAUUUUGAUAAAACCCCAACUGACUAUUCCCAAUUCAAACCUAAUAAAGAGAACGAAUUGUUGGAAGAAGGAAUGUCUGCUGAGAAUUACCAAAGUACUUACUAUAAAUUACGAGCUAAUGAUUAUAGAAAUCACUUCAUGCAAAGUAAAUUCCAUCAAAUAGGAAAAGAAUUUUAUGAAUAUUAUGAAACAUUGAAUGAUAAGACGCAAGUUGAUGUCCAAGUGAUGAGCUUGAAAGAAUUCAAAAAGAUUAAGUCGUUACCUAUAAUCUUACCAAAUCAUAAUCUUGUUACUGAAAAGGACCCUAAGCCUGAAAUCUCCAUCCAAGUCAAACCAUAUUCUGAUAUUCAAAAACAAAAGUUCAAUGGGAUUUCCAAAUCAGCACUUUUCAUCCAAACUCUUGGUGAUAAUGAGAUUACGGUUCCGAAAGGAACGGUUGUGAUUGAGUAUUUCGGAGUACUUGAUUUGUUUUCUUAUUACAGAGAUAAUAAACUCAAUCAGUACAAUGUCUGGGGAACCACCAAACCCAAAGUACUCAAGACGAAAUUAUCAUUGAAAGAACCAUUGGAAUUGAUUUUGGAUUCGAGAUUCGUAGGUAAUGAAAGUAGAUUCAUCAGAAAGUCAUGCUCAGUAGCUGCCAAUACCGAAAUCAAGAAGUAUUAUAUUCCUGAAACUCAAAGUUUUAGAUUCUUGGUGGUAACAUCUAAGGAUAUAGUGUUGAAUGAAGAUGACAAAGAUGAAGAAUUGAGAUUAUUAUGGGAAUGGGAUGAAGCUCACCCAAUUCUUAAAUUCGAUGAUGAAAAUUUCAAAUUCGAUCAAUUGAAUGAGAAGGAGAAAGCUAUAGUGGUUAAUUCUAUUGAUAAUUUACUUUACUUCACUGAAUGUGGAUGCACCACCACUACCAAUACUCCACAGAAUUUGAAAACUUGUAAUAUAUUCAAGAUCAAGAAAGCUAUCACUUAUCUUUUAAGAUCAACUAGAAAAAUCUCAGGUAUUACUAAUGUCAACUUGUUCAAACCUAAAGAAAUAGUUCCAAGAGAACCUAAAAGAUUUGAACCAUGGACUGAAAUUAUGGAAAAUCGUGAAAAACAAUUAUCAGAAAAGCUUUUUGCUAAGGAUGUAGUUGAAAACGAAGAAUUACCAGAUAACAUUGAGUUGAAAAUCGUUUCCUUGAGAAAGAACAUGUUAAAUCAAAAAUUAGACGUUAUAAACUCCUCUACGGAACAAGAAGAAGUUGAAGAUGAUAUGGAAGAUUCUGAGGGUCCAGAGACAGUUAAAGAUGAAUUCGACUCUGCUAUUCCAAUCACCAAUGAGUUAAAAGAGAAAAUCCAAAAAUCAAUAGAAUCUGAAAUCAAAGUUACUCCAGAAAUCAAAAAAUCGAUCUCAGAAAUCAAACUCAAACUUUCUGAAACUAAUGAAGAAGUUAAGAAUUUAGACAGUUUGGAGAAGUCGUUAAACUUCGAAAUUAAACCUAAAGAAAUUAUUAAUAAGAAAAUAGAAAUCACCAAAUCUGAAGAUAAACCUAUCGUUAAGAAGAAAUUAUCCUUCGCUGAUUAUAAGAAGAAGAGCUUACUGAAAGAUUAA
This is a messenger RNA of Yamadazyma jaroonii, 2853 nucleotides long. NCBI's taxonomy places the organism in Eukaryota, Fungi, Ascomycota, Pichiomycetes, Serinales, Debaryomycetaceae. The record is from the annotation of a GenBank genome assembly.